Messenger RNA from Fundulus heteroclitus (mummichog), 1890 nucleotides. It is a transcript of the gene gjb8, whose product is annotated as connexin 30.3. Gene Ontology annotation, biological process: cell communication. The coding region runs from base 498 to 1277 and encodes 259 amino acids. Gene Ontology annotation, cellular component: connexin complex. NCBI's taxonomy places the organism in Eukaryota, Metazoa, Chordata, Actinopteri, Cyprinodontiformes, Fundulidae. The record is from RefSeq and is a predicted model, not a curated record. The transcript has 2 exons.
UGAGGAAUCUAUUGCCAUUAGCAGGAACACAGGCAAAGAAUGUUGACAAUUAAAUAUACAAGGGUCAGGGGUCCCCAAAUGGAUAAAACUUGCAUUUAAUUAGACAACAGUAUACAAGGUUUUAAAGAAAUGGAUUAUUUAAUAAGGCAACUGGAGCACUACCUUCUAAAAAAAAAAAAAAAACAGAAUUCCAAUUAUCAGCCAUGAAUCUCUUGGAACCGGAGCCUCUUCUUGACAGCGGUGCUGGCCCCACCCUGAGAGCCUCGGCCUGGCCCCUCCCUCCCUCCCUCCCUGUCAGCGGCAGGGAUGAUGGAAAACCUCCGCACACUCAGGUGCGCCUCACACAGCGCUGCGCAAAGACGCGACGGAGCUCAUCCGCUAAAGCUCUCGCUCUGCUGCGACCGACGACGUCCUUCAUGGGAAACCAUUCAUCUUAAUCCCCAGGCCUGUGAGACAAACUUAACACUGAAGGUGCUUCCAGGGUCCUCGUCGCCACAAUGAGUUGGGGGGCCCUCUACGCCCAGCUGGGCGGCGUCAACAAACACUCCACCAGCCUCGGCAAGAUCUGGCUCUCCGUCCUCUUCAUCUUCCGCAUCACCAUCCUGGUCCUGGCCGCCGAGAGCGUCUGGGGCGACGAGCAGUCCGACUUCACGUGCAACACGCAGCAGCCCGGCUGCAAGAACGUCUGCUACGACCACUUCUUCCCCGUGUCGCACAUCCGCCUGUGGUGCCUGCAGCUCAUCUUCGUCUCCACGCCAGCGCUGCUCGUGGCCAUGCACGUCGCGUACAGGAAGCGCGGCGACAAGAGGACCAUGCUGGCCUCCAACGGCACCGAGAGCGCCGACCUGGAGACCCUGAAGAAGCGGCGCCUGCCCAUCACGGGCCCCCUGUGGUGGACCUACACCUGCAGCCUGUUCUUCCGGCUCAUCUUCGAGGGCGGCUUCAUGUACGCGCUGUACUUCGUCUACGACGGCUUCCGGAUGCCCCGGCUCGUCAAGUGCGAGCAGUGGCCCUGCCCCAACAAGGUGGACUGCUUCAUCUCCAGGCCCACGGAGAAGACCGUCUUCACCAUCUUCAUGGUGGCCUCCUCGGCCAUCUGCAUGGUGCUGAACGUGGCCGAGCUGCUGUACCUGGUCGUCAAGGCGCUGCUGAGGUGCACGAACGGCUCCGGCAAGAGGAAGCUCCCCUACACAGAGAGCGUGGCGAGAGACAACAAGAAGAACGAGAUGCUGCUGUCCUCCUCCACGGAUUCCUCCAGCAACAAGACCAUGUGCUGAGAGGAGCAAAAGGGGGAGGGAUGCACUUCCGAUCCAUCCGUGAACGUCCAUCUAGAGCCGCGUCGAAGGGAUGCAGAGUCUGUGUUACCGUGGAGAGGAAUUAGUUCAGCUUUUUAACGCCAAGCAGCGGAACUUGUGUCGACCCGAAGGGAAGUCGGUUUGGGUUAUAUGUUUUUUACACAUGGCCUUACGUUUUCCGCACAUGCGCUGUAGCGUUGUCCGCUGCCGAGUAUUUUUCAGUUCUACCCCAGGCCUUAUUUUUUAUUUUCCAUCAACAGAGAGGAGGUCGUCUUCUCACCAUCAGAGCAGUUUAACCAAUAGAAGUCGGUAUUAGUUUAAUCGGUUUACAAGUGUAAAAGGAAUCGAGAUAAAAAUGUGCAAUACUCCCUGCAGAAUCUUACUUUGUAAUAAUAAUAUUUUAUUUUGGCGGGGUCGAGAAUAUUUUUUCUCCCAAAACCCCAAACUCAGCAAAUAAAAGGUGCUCAUACUUUGUAAGAUAACUUUAUGUUUUCACAGAGACAGCCAGCAGAUUUCAGAAUACUAUGUGACACCUUAAUAAGUUUUACACUGGAGAUUUGUGUUUGACUUGCUGUAUGUUUAAAAGCACAACAAA